UUUUACUCUCCAAUAUAUCACAUCAGCGAGAUUCUAGCUUGCGCUUGCGCGCGUCAACGAACCUUUCGUCUCUCUUUUCAUCUGCUGAAAAACUCUCUAACCUCCUCUCGAAAGAGACCCGAUCGUAUCGCAGAAGGAAAGAAUUUUAGAAAGAGACAAUAGCGAGUGUUGAAUGGAAUAAAGCCUAAAAAUGCGAGAAAACGGUUGUUGUCCCAAGUUGUUGUUGGACCAGUCCGUCUAAUCGGCCAAUGCGGUUGGUCAAUUUCAACGGAACACAAAUCGACCGCCGAGGACAUCUCACGAGCUCAGCGCACAAACAGACACAUUAUCUCGAACGAGUUCGAUAGCUCGAGUUUCUUCUGAAAAUCCACACACAAGCGCUUUUAUCGACGGUGCUUUACGGUGCAACAACACCUCGUGGAAAUAUACGUUGAUCAACGUUUGACACAAACCACUACAUAGACGAGUUAAAACCAACAGAUAAAACAACAAAAAAAGUGACGCAGUUUUAGUCAAUUUUAAGUAUUUUUUUUUUUUCGUCUCCGUCGGUCUGUCCGUCUUUGCGUGUCGCGUAUUCGUAACGUUUCAUAUCAGGCGCCGUAUCAGCGAUCGCUGGAGGCAACGAGAUAGUGACGAAAGGUGGAAGAAAGUAAGCCUUGGCCAUCUUGGAGAGAAGACAUGUCAUUUUGGUAUAAACGUCAACGGCACAGUGUUUACCGCACGAUAGAUGCUCCCGCUCGAUCGUUGUAAUAACUUUGUGACACCUGACAAUUCUUGACGACGAGCAUCAUCGGACCACCGCACGAUACAGUUGACACGUACAUAUCAAAUACGCGGCGUAACUCCCAAGUGGCAGCGGCCCGUCGUACGUUAAUACUUGCAUCGCACGAUGAAUCGCGGUGACGGGCUGGUGCAACGACGACGUGUGGUCAACAGCGGCAGCAGCGGCAGCAACGGCAGCGGUCUCGGCCAGGAUGGCUCAAACUCCGAUCUCUCGGGUCACAACGACAAACUGUCCGGUCAGAGCCCAGACACAGAUUGCUCGUCCCAGAAGGAUCUCAAUUGUAAUUGCAACGUCGACGAGGAUUCCGACAAAGAAACACGUCUGACACUUAUGGAAGAAGUUCUGCUGCUCGGUUUAAAGGACAAAGAGGGAUACACAUCCUUCUGGAACGAUUGUAUAAGUUCGGGAUUGAGAGGAUGUAUCUUAGCAGAGCUUGGAUUCCGAGGUAGGGUCGAGUUGGAAAAAGCUGGUAUGCGCAAGAAGAAUUUGUUGGCAAGAAAGCUUCUCUUAAAAAACGACGCGCCUACUGGUGAUGUACUUUUAGAUGAAGCUUUAAAACAUUUGAAAGAUACAGAUCCACCCGAGACUGUAUCAAGUUGGAUAGAAUAUCUCAGUGGAGAAACAUGGAACCCCUUAAAAUUAAGGUAUCAGUUGAAAAACGUCAGAGAACGACUAGCAAAGAAUCUUGUCGAAAAAGGUGUCUUAACUACAGAAAAACAAAAUUUCCUACUGUUUGAUAUGACAACUCAUCCCCUCACUGAUAAUCUUGCCAAAAGUCGGCUCGUAAAGAAGAUUCAAGAAGCUGUAUUAGGACGCUGGGUGAAUGAUGCUGCUCGCAUGGAUAGAAGAACGUUAGCGUUAGUUAUUUUAGCUCAUGCAUCCGACGUAUUAGAAAAUGCAUUUGCGCCAUUAUCGGACGACGAUUACGAGGUAGCAAUGCGAAGAGUACGAACGUUAUUAGAGCUCGAUUACGAGGCGGAAGCUGCUAAACGUAAUGCCAACCCAGUACUUUGGGCUGUAUUCGCUGCAUUCACCAAGUAACAUACAUUUUAUAAAUUAUACGGAUACGGAAUAAAUGUUGGAUACUAGUGUGAAUAAUAAAAUUACAAAUUUUGCA
Molecule: messenger RNA, 1901 nt
Organism: Pseudomyrmex gracilis
Lineage: Eukaryota; Metazoa; Arthropoda; Insecta; Hymenoptera; Formicidae
Gene: sau
Product: Golgi phosphoprotein 3 homolog sauron
Exons: 4
Coding region: 890-1825 (311 amino acids)
Biological process (GO): retrograde vesicle-mediated transport, Golgi to endoplasmic reticulum; Golgi vesicle budding; Golgi organization
Cellular component (GO): cytosol; trans-Golgi network; Golgi cisterna
Molecular function (GO): phosphatidylinositol-4-phosphate binding
Source: RefSeq, a predicted model, not a curated record